Tauraco erythrolophus (red-crested turaco) is the source of this 765-nucleotide messenger RNA. Lineage: Eukaryota; Metazoa; Chordata; Aves; Musophagiformes; Musophagidae. The record is from RefSeq and is a predicted model, not a curated record.
AUGAUUACCCCGCGCCUCGGGUCCCCGCUCCUGCCCUGCCCCGGCAGGAGGGAGCACCAGAGGUUUGGGAAGCAGGAUGCUGGCACUGGGGCACCCGGCACUGCCGGUUGGGCCGCCUGCCCCGAGACGGGCCCCCCGAGCGAGUCCAGCCAGGAGCCCCUCUUCCGUGGGGCGGACCGCUACGACUUCGCCAUCAUCGUCCCCGCCGGUGCCAUGGAGUGCUUCUGGCAGUUCGCGCACCAGAGCGGCAACUUCUUCUUCAGCUACGAGGUCCAGAGGGCCACAGGGAUCGCCAACAGGAACAUACUGGCCACGGCGAGGGACCCCAACGGCUUCCGCCUCGCAGAGGCUCUUCUACUCAGGGAACGACAAUCCCCGUUUCUCUCCGCAGGUUUCUACCAGCUGUGCCUGGACAACCAGCACAGCCACUUUGGCUUCAUGCAGGUCUAUCUCAACUUCGGUGUCUACUACGAAGGCCUCAACACGGAAAACGAGCAGCUGGAAGAGAGGAAAAAGCUGAACGACACUCUGGAAGCAAUCAGGGUGAGAGUCAGGCUGCAGAUCAAAAUCUUACACAUGUGGCGCUUCUACAACUUCGCCCGGAUGCGGAAAGGAUCCGACUUCUUCCUCCAGGAGUCCAACUACAACUACGUCAACUGGUGGUCGAUGGCGCAGAGCUGCGUCAUCGUCCUCUCCGGCAUCCUGCAGCUCCACUUCCUGAAGCGCCUCUUCCAGGCACAAACCCACGGCAGGCAGCAGUGCUAG